UCUCCUGCACUAGCUCUUUCUGUGUCUCGUGCAACACACACCACUGGCCGUAGUUGCUGGAAUCUGCCUUUAUUGGCAUUAUAAGGACUUUGUGUAUUUUAUUAGGCCAUUUUAAUACGGAAUUAUUUAAUCUUCCUAGAAGGGAUCAGAAAAGGAUGUACAGUUUUAUGGGAGGUGGGCUGUUCUGCGCUGGAGUGGGGAACAUUCUCCUGAUCGUUUCCACAGCAACAGAUUAUUGGAUGCAGUACCGCCACUCAGGCAACUACAUGCAUCAGGGUUUAUGGCGGUACUGUGUACCAGGAAAAUGCUACUCGCACACUGAAAGCAUCGCGUACUGGGAUGCUACCCGAGCCUUCAUGAUUCUCUCCUUGCUGGCCUGUUUCAUUGGCAUCAUCAUCGGCAUCAUGGCCUUUGUCCACUACUCCUCCUUUGACAGAUUUGACAAGACGUUUGCUGCAGGCAUUCUCUUUUUCAUCUCAUGCCUGUUUGUCCUGCUGGCGAUGGCUGUUUACACUGGAGUCACAGUGAACUACUUCGGUAAAAGAUAUGGAAACUGGAGAUUUUCCUGGUCUUACAUCAUUGGAUGGGUGGCUGUAGUUCUCACUUUCUUUUCAGGUAUUUUCUACAUGUGUGCCUAUCGUAUGCAUGAAUGCCCAAGAAGCUCCCAUCCUCACUAGUAGAAGACACCAUGAAAAUCCCAAUCUUUCUCCUGUGAUAAUGAACUGAUUAUGAACGUGUGCCCUGAACUGUAAAUCAAGAAACGAGUUUCCUAAUUCUCCCCAGGAGACUGAAUUCAGUAACUAGAAUAAAGAACUGU
Lepisosteus oculatus (spotted gar) is the source of this 817-nucleotide messenger RNA. It is a transcript of the gene lim2.1, whose product is annotated as lens intrinsic membrane protein 2.1. NCBI's taxonomy places the organism in Eukaryota, Metazoa, Chordata, Actinopteri, Semionotiformes, Lepisosteidae. Gene Ontology annotation, cellular component: plasma membrane. The record is from RefSeq and is a predicted model, not a curated record. Gene Ontology annotation, molecular function: structural constituent of eye lens.